AUGUUGAAUUUGGCGUUGGCAUCCCGCUCGGUGUUGCUAGUGAUUCUGGUUCUUGUGUCCUCCGUCACCACCGACGACGAACGGUGUUCCGGCGUACCUAAUUUGAGCUACAUUCCCAGCCAGAAUGCGUGCUAUCUGUACUACAACUGUAUCGACGGAAAUGUCUACCCGCUGGUGUGUCCCGACGAUGACUGGUUCUCGAUGGACCAGCAACGUUGCGUGCCUCAAGACGAAUCGGACUGUGCUCUAACGGAUCCACCGGUUCUACCGGAACUGCCUCCGCGAGAACCCUCGGCAAUCUGCGAAGCGGUGCCAAACUUCCACUACGUAGCUAGCGAGGCUUCCUGUCAGUGGUAUUACCAGUGCAUUGACCAGUUUGCGUACCUGCUUUCCUGUCCCCGGUACCUAUGGUUCGAUGAAGAGCUUCAACGUUGCGGAUCUCGUUACGACGUACGGUGCGAAGGCGACUCGCCGUCAACAACAAGUGAAUUUUCCACCUCAGCGCCAUCAACAACAAGUGAAUUGUCCACCCCGGUGUCGUCAACCACAAGCGAACUUACCACCUCAGGACCGCCACAAGCGAACUUACCACCUCAGGACCGUCAACUACAACCGAUUUGCCCACCCCGGCUACGGUGGAUCCUCUAG
Messenger RNA from Anopheles cruzii, 648 nucleotides. RefSeq lists its product as uncharacterized. The transcript has a single exon. NCBI's taxonomy places the organism in Eukaryota, Metazoa, Arthropoda, Insecta, Diptera, Culicidae. The record is from RefSeq and is a predicted model, not a curated record. Bases 1 to 648 code for a protein of 215 amino acids. Gene Ontology annotation, molecular function: chitin binding. Gene Ontology annotation, cellular component: extracellular region.